AGUGCUCGCGAUCGGGUCCCGGGAGUGGGCUGGUGGCUGGUCAUGGACCUGGGGGACCCUCACUGCCGCCGGAGCGGAGAUGUGGCGUCAGCCCCACCGACUCCGGCCUCGGUGACCCUGGCAGAGCUUCUGCAGCUGGUCCAGAAGGGCCAGGAGCUCCCGGGCCUGGAGAAACGCCACAUCACUGUGACCCAUGGCGAGCCCACGGCGUCGCUGCUCCCGCGGAGGCCCAAGCCCUGGGAGGACGCGGGCUCCGGCAGCUCACCCCGCACCACCCCCCCAGACGCGCGGACACAGCCCCGCGUCGAGGAGCCGACCCGGGGCAGCCCAGCGAUUGCUGAGAUCCGGAGGGCGUGACCGGGUCCUGCACGAACUUGAGGGUCUGGACACUUGCCACCCUUACUCAUCUUUCUGCAUCUGCCCUGACCUGUCUCAACCGGACCCAGUCUUCUUAGGGGAUUCAACGUUGCCCAGUAAUUUUGGUUUUGGACUUUUAAUUUCAAAUCCAUAACGUGUUCCAGUUUAUCCAUGUAACU
Molecule: messenger RNA, 536 nt
Organism: Acomys russatus (golden spiny mouse)
Lineage: Eukaryota; Metazoa; Chordata; Mammalia; Rodentia; Muridae
Gene: Pex39
Product: chromosome 11 C6orf226 homolog
Source: RefSeq, a predicted model, not a curated record